Molecule: messenger RNA, 2592 nt
Organism: Symbiodinium necroappetens
Lineage: Eukaryota; Dinophyceae; Suessiales; Symbiodiniaceae
Source: the annotation of a GenBank genome assembly
AUGGUGUCGUUGGACGGGUCGGUGGAUCCAGUGAGAGCGCGUGGUAACACGCAGUGCGGCUUUGAACUGCUUAGGCAGCUUACUCAGCAAUACUCCCUGCGAUCACGGGCUGAAGCCUUGAGCAUGCGGUCGGAGUUGAUCAAUCGCAUCUUCGCGUUGCGAGCCUCGGAUACGUCAGUAGCCACACAGGUGGGUGACGUCAUUCGCAAGAUUGAUUUGGAACUCGCCAAAUUUGCGAAGUUGUUGGGUACGCUUCCUGAAGCUUUUGACCGCAGUGGCCUUAGUAUUGGGGAUGGUGAUGCCAUGGUCAUUCUCCUGCGAAGUUUGCCUGAAAACGCAAAGCAGUAUGUGUUGCAUCACAGUGUGGGUGACACGUAUAUGGCAUGCAGGAAUGCAGCACUGAAGUUUGAAAGGCAACAGCGGUUGUUCUUGGAUUUGAAUCUUGGAGGCAAGCCCCAAAAGGGCGUAGCAGCGGUAACUACAGGUUCACCGGGCCUCCAAACAUUUGCAAUGGAUCGCUGGGAUGAUGAGGGAUCCUGGGACAGUGCUUGGUAUGAUAGUCAAGAGUGGAGCGAUGUGAACGCCACAACUCGUGAGAAGUGCAAUCGGUGUGGAAAGGCCCAUGCAACCGAUAAGUGCACAACGAACCUUGAGAAAGUCAAGUGUUUUUCUUGUCAUGAAAUGGGACACAUCGGCGCGAACUGCCCGCACAAAGGAAAAGGCAAGGGCAAGGAAAGUCAAGGCAAGGAUGCCAAAGGAAAGGGGGGCAAAGGAAAGCCAGGAAAAUCAGGAGGUAGUAACGAGAAGGGCAAAGGAAAAGGCAAAGCUGGAAAGCAGGGAAAGAAAGGAAAGAUGAAUGAGGUGUCCUACGAUGGGGAUGACGGGCAAUGGUGGUCACAGGAGUGGGACUACAAUUGGCAAGAACCGUAUCUGGAUCAGCAGCUGGGGCAAAGUGCUUUGGCGGAGAGUGGGGGCACGCAAGCAUCACAGAGUGCACCGUUGCAGAUGUCCAGCUUGCUUCUCUGCGAGCUCAUGUCUGAAGAAAUGCAUGCUAUGCAGAAGUGUGGCAUAGGUUGUGUUGUGAUCGAUGGUGUGGAGCUUCCUUCCGCGCGCGGCUGUCUGAUUAAGUGGCUUCACGAGUUCGGUUUGUCAAGCAGUACAGUGUCAAUCACCAUGGUCACGGACAGCGAAGCGGCUGUAAGCAGCUUCGUUUCUAGAGCGAGCGAUCACUUCCACUUUCUGGUCAAGAAGGCUGGACCACAGGUCCACGAGGCCGUAGGGCAUGCGGAACCAUGCGUGCGCACAUUGAAGGAGGCCCUUCAGGUUCUCAGAAGCGACAUGAACAGGUCCAACCUUGAUUUGAAGCUGGGAGCGUCUGCACUUCAAGAUGUUGUGACACAUGUUUGCAUGGCUCAGAACCGUUUUGGAAAAGCCCAUGGGGCCAAUCAAGCGCCUCAGGAAAUCGCUACUGGAAGGCCCCUACCAGAAACUCCGUUUUCUUUGUUUCUGUCCUUGGUUCUAGCAGAAACGCCUGACAGCAUGCACGAGAAGUAUCCGAACUCACCCCGGUUUGUUGAAGCAUGUUUCAUCCAUCCUCAGUGGGCGUCUCAAGGGAGUCUGGUCAUUGGGAAGUUUCGAAAAGGUGACGUUUUGGUCAAUGAGCGUUUUGUCGCUAAGAGCAUUCGCAUCGUCAUGCCACCCAAAUGGGACAAAACGUUUUGCCCUGAACACAUGAAGACGUUGACUGCAGCAGAAGCUGCUGGAAUCCCGGCAGAGGUUGCUGUGCCACUCAGUGUAGGGCAAGGUCAUAACGUUGCGGCGCCAGGCCCUGUGGCCCCUCAAGUGGGGAGUCCUGUUCUCCCAAAUCCGGUAGGUAGGUUGCCCACUGAGAAGCGAAAAAUCCUUGAGCAACCAUCCAACGUCCCCCCAGCAGAAGACAUGCAGGUUGAGACUGAGGUCGAGAGAGAGAGUGUGUUCAGGCAGAAGCGGAGACCGGAGGUGGAGACUGAGAGAUUAGAGAGAGAGAUUGAGGAGAGCAGGGCAGACAGGAUGGUAGAGACAGUCAUGGAGCUCGAUCUCUGUUGGUCUGCAGAUGCCAGUCCUGUGUGUGAGAUUCUUCAUGAGCCUAGUGGUUUAAAGAGUGCGCCUGCGACAGCUCCGGAGUUCUUUGAUCCAAGCAUUGAGUCCAUCAAGUUUGAGCAUGGUGAACAUGAGCAUGUUAAGCGUACUCUCGGUGGCCGAACGGUUCUGGUUUGGAAACCAACCAGUGCGGUGGAUGAUACAACACUGCAGCUUUUGGAUAGGGACCUCACCUUCAAAGGGAUGUGUGCUGAAGUGGAGCAUCUAGAGCAGUGCAGCGCAGGGCGUCUUGUGGAUGAAGCUGAAGCAAAGGCGCUCGAGGACUUGAAUAAGGGGGCCUCUGCGCGAAAGUUGGGAUUCUCUAGCCCAACACCGUCAACAGAAGCAUUGAACUUGUUGUUAGCCGUGGUGAUUUUGAAGUUGCCAUUAAGUGUCUCCUUAGAAACCGGGCUUCCGGCGUAUCUGGUGUUGGCUGUUGCGGUCAACGGUCUUCGUGAUGCAAGCUUGAGGUAG